This is a messenger RNA of Magnolia sinica, 481 nucleotides long. Its product is annotated as isoeugenol synthase 1-like. The transcript has 3 exons. Bases 77 to 481 code for a protein of 134 amino acids. NCBI's taxonomy places the organism in Eukaryota, Viridiplantae, Streptophyta, Magnoliopsida, Magnoliales, Magnoliaceae. The record is from RefSeq and is a predicted model, not a curated record.
GGGCCAUCGUACAUAUGUUUAUUCACGCCCCACUACCGACUCUUCCAGGCUAGAGUUAUUACAGGAACUCGAGUCCAUGGGAGUGAAGGUUUUUCAAGGAUAUUUGGAUGAGCACGAUAAGCUUGUCUCUGUGAUUCAAGAAGUAGAUAUCGUGAUCUCUGCGCUUGCAAUUCCUCAGCAUGAAGAACAACUUAAAAUCAUAGAUGCCAUCAAGGAGGCUGGUAACAUUAAGAGGUUUGUCCCAUCAGAAUUUGGUUGUGAAACCGAUCGAGCAUCUGCGCUCCCUCCCUUCCAAGCUGUCCUCGAUAAACGGAAGAAGGUACGAGGAGCCACUGAAGCAUCUGGGAUCCCGUACACCUUCAUAUAUGCAAACUGCUUUGGGGCAUACUUUGUUGAUGUUCUAUUACAUCCCCUUGAGAAAAGAGAUGUUCUUGUCUAUGGCACUGGCGAAACAAAAGGUAUUUACAAACAUUCCCAAUGA